Messenger RNA from Harpia harpyja (harpy eagle), 4054 nucleotides. RefSeq names its product upstream binding protein 1 (gene UBP1). Gene Ontology annotation, cellular component: nucleus. Lineage: Eukaryota; Metazoa; Chordata; Aves; Accipitriformes; Accipitridae. Bases 592 to 2205 code for a protein of 537 amino acids. The record is from RefSeq and is a predicted model, not a curated record. The transcript has 16 exons. Gene Ontology annotation, biological process: regulation of transcription by RNA polymerase II. Gene Ontology annotation, molecular function: DNA-binding transcription activator activity, RNA polymerase II-specific; RNA polymerase II cis-regulatory region sequence-specific DNA binding.
AGUCGUCGCCAUGUUGGCGUGAGCGGCGGCGCUGGGCGCGAGAGGGGGCACGCCGGGGCGGCGGCGGUGGUUCCUCCCCGGCGGGGCCGUAGUGGCGGCGGGUGCCCGCGCUGCUGCUGCCGCCGCAGCCGCAGCAGCCGCCUCCCCCCUGUGAAUGAUGCGGCGGGAGGCGCCGCUUGGCUGGGUCGGAGCUCGGGCGGCGGUAGAAGCGGCGGCGGCCCUGGGCAGGGUCCGGUCGGAGGCGGCGGUGGAGGAGGAGGAGGAGGAGGCGGCGGCGGCGACCGCCCGGUCCUCAGCCCGCCGCGGCGGCCGGGCGAGCGCAGGAUGCUGAGAGCCACCCCGCGCCCUGGUCGCGCCGCGGGGACAGGGCCCCCCCAGGGCUGAACGCGGACUUACCCCCCCUUCCCCCCCCCCCCCGGCCCCUUCCCCGGUCUGUACGCCCUUCCCCUCCCUCCCCCGCCUCCGCCAGCCCCUCGCGCUCCCGGCGCCGCCCGCCGAGACGUCGCCUUCCCGCCGGAGGAGCGGCGGCGGCGGCUCCGGGGCUGAGCGGCUCCUCCCCGUCCGGUUCCUCCCGCGGGAGCGCGGCGGAAAAUGGCGUGGGUGCUGAAGAUGGAUGAAGUGAUCGAGUCCGGACUGGUGCACGACUUCGACGCCAGCCUCUCCGGUAUCGGGCAGGAGCUGGGAGCCGGUGCCUACAGCAUGAGUGAUGUUUUGGCACUGCCUAUUUUCAAACAGGAAGAUUCCAGCCUUCCACAAGAAAAUGAGACCAAACAUCCACCCUUCCAGUAUGUUAUGUGUGCUGCAACAUCUCCAGCAGUAAAAUUAUAUGAUGAAACUCUUACAUACUUGAAUCAAGGUCAGUCCUAUGAGAUACGGAUGCUAGAUAAUCGGAAGGCUGGAGACAUACCGGAGAUCAAUGGAAAACUGGUGAAGAGUAUUAUAAGAGUUGUGUUCCAUGACAGAAGGUUGCAAUAUACAGAGCACCAGCAGCUAGAAGGUUGGAAGUGGAACCGCCCUGGGGACAGACUUCUUGACUUAGAUAUUCCAAUGUCUGUUGGAGUCAUUGAUAUCAAGACAAAUCCAAGCCAGCUCAAUGCAGUUGAAUUUUUGUGGGAUCCAACAAAAUGUACAUCUGCUUUUAUUCAGGUACAUUGUAUCAGCACUGAAUUUACCCCUCGUAAACAUGGAGGAGAGAAAGGAGUUCCUUUUAGGAUUCAGGUUGACACUUUUAAACAGACUGAAAAUGGAGAAUAUACAGAUCAUCUGCAUUCAGCCAGUUGUCAAAUCAAAGUUUUUAAGCCAAAAGGAGCAGACAGGAAACAGAAAACAGACAGAGAAAAGAUGGAAAAGCGAACUGCACAUGAAAAAGAAAAAUAUCAGCCUUCAUAUGACACCACAGUUCUUACAGAGAUGAGGCUUGAGCCUAUAAUUGAAGAUGCAGUUGAACAUGAGCAGAAAAAGUCCAGCAAGCGGACUUUGCCAGCAGACUACGGUGAUUCUCUGGCAAAGCGAGGCAGUUGCUCACCCUGGCCUGAUACUCCUACAACAUUUGUAAACAACAGUCCUACUCCUGCUCCAGCUUUUACCUCUGCUCAACAUAAUACCUACAGUGUCCCAGACAGCAAUUCUUCCUCCCCAAAUCAUCAAGGAGAUGGAACCUCUCAAGGGUCUGGAGAUCAGCUUCAUCCUUCAGCCACAAUCCAGGAAACUCAGCAAUGGUUGCUCAAGCAUAGAUUCUCUACCUAUACAAGGCUUUUUUCAAAUUUCUCAGGUGCUGAUUUAUUAAAGCUGACAAGAGAAGAUCUGGUACAAAUCUGUGGUCCAGCCGAUGGAAUUCGGCUAUAUAAUGCACUGAAAUCCAGGUCUGUUAGGCCCCGUUUAACAAUCUAUGUCUGUCAGGAGCCAUUAAGGAGCAUGCAACUGGAAAGACAAGAUGCAGGCAAUGGUGAUAGCAGCAACGGUGCAAUAUAUGUUUAUCAUGCAAUCUACUUAGAAGAAAUGGCAGCCUCAGAAGUCACACGCAAGCUUGCUCUGGCAUUUAAUAUUCCUUUGCAUCAGAUCAACCAGGUUUACAGACAGGGUCCCACAGGUAUCCACAUUCUUGUUAGUGAUCAGAUGGUUCAGAACUUUCAAGAUGAGAGUUGUUUCUUAUUCACCACAAUAAAAGCUGAAAAUGGUGAAGGCUUCCACAUAAUUUUGAAGUGAUGUCACAUGAUUGCUAGACUGAUACUCCAACGCAGAAUUUUAAGUCCUGCCUAAAAAUUAUGAAGAUCAUCCAAAACCUUAGGAUCUAACUUCACCGUAUAAGAUGUUUCAUAUUGAAAACACAAAAUGAUGUUUCUAAUGAGCUGUUUGAUAGGUGAACUUUCUUAUCACUGCCAUAGCUAAGUGUCCUCAUGAGAGGGAGGUAUAAUGCCAUGACAGCUUAUGUACAGGCAUGGAAGACAAUGUAAGCAAAGGUGCUUGCCCUUUACUGAAAAUAAGGCAAAUUAUGGCCAGUAGAUACAGUUUCUAGAAGCAAAGCGCUGUUGCUUUUCUAUUACCUGUAUCCAGUUGGAGAUGAAUGUAAACUUAUUUUGGGGCAUUUACCUUUCUGUGCCAGUUUGUCUAUUACUUGCUUGUACCUUAUGCUGGUUUUAUUUUCUGAUGUUAGCAGAGCACAUACUAAUCUGUGUGGAGAUGAGUAGUUAAGCUGAUAGUGAUCAGGUUGUCAGGUCUUUGAGAGUAAAGCUGUCAAAACAGCUUCCUGUGUAAAUUGUGUAUAAGAGUGUAUGUAAGAAGUGUAAAUGCCAGAACAGGGCUUUUAAGAAGCCCCAGACAGAUGCAAUAUAUGCAUGCAGCAAACUGCAUUAUCAAUAUAGUACCUUAUUGGAGGGAUUAAUUAAUAUAAAUCCUAUGGGGUACCAAGUAAUUGUGUUUUGCUUUAACAAACUUAAUGGAAAAGAAUUGCCUAUGCAUCCUUUAUGUUUAGUUUCCUAGGUUCUCUGCGGAACACUGCUGCAGUUUAACUCUUUGCUUGUAAAAUUGUGGGUUUAAAAAUGCUAGCAGUGAGAGGUGGACUUUUAUGAUGUAGUGGAAUUAUGCUGAUGAGAGAAGAUGACCCACUGGCACCACAGGGCUGUCAUAGCUUUCAGCAACAUCGAAUAAAUUGCUUAAGAAACACUAAAUGUGCACCAUUUAAGUCUCCUUCCCAGCAGGUAAAGGCCUUGCUGUAGUUGCUAUUAUGGACAAGUAUCUUAACUUUUCUGUUGACCUUUUUUUACCCACUGAUCCAUACUGUACAACUGUUACAGUGCCUCUUCCAUGUGACCAAAUAUUUACUUUUCUUUGAAACAGGCAAUGUGCUUUUUCAGUAUUUUGGAUAUUUCUUGUAAAGACAGGGCACAGCAUUUUGUAUGUUAACAUUGUUUCAACUGGUUAGGUACUUAGAGGGGAAUAUUUCAAAAGGCAUUAAGUGACAGCAUCAUAGCUGUCACUUUUGUGCCUUUGAAAAGUUCCACUUUGAUCUCUGGCUUAAAAGCUUGGGAAUAGUUUGCUUUUUAUGCUGCAGUGUUCAGCAUAAACACCCUACUACAGCAUGUAGAAAAGAAACUUUGCUUUUUUCAUUCCCUCUCUUUCAUAACUGGUUCAACUGCUUAGCAGAAAAGCUUCUUAAAGCUGUAGCAUUUUGAAAAUUUAAAUUCAUCAAAGCUAGAGGUUUUUUUCCUGUUCUUAUUUUUUCUGCACUGAAAGUAAAAUUUUAUAUACUUAAACAUUUCUGCCUAUAAGUUGUUCAUCUUUGGGUAUUGUUUGGUCCUAGUAUUUUCUUGAACUGACACUUGUCUUUUCAGCUCACACCAGAUUCAAAUCCAAAUAUUUUAUAAAAAUGGAAAAAUCCUUGAUUGGAAAGUAUCCAAAUAUCUAAUUUUAAAGAAUAUUGAAAGUUGUACAGUAGUUUGUCCAACUCACUUGAAAUUGGAAUUAAAUUAUGGCACCAGCAAAUUGCUUUUGUUUUUUAAUAAGAUGUACACAUUUCAAUAUAAGUAUAAUAAAUGUUUUUCAAUAAUUUUGUAAA